Messenger RNA from Prorocentrum cordatum, 488 nucleotides. NCBI's taxonomy places the organism in Eukaryota, Dinophyceae, Prorocentrales, Prorocentraceae. The record is from the annotation of a GenBank genome assembly.
GUGCAGUGAUGGCGACCUUCGACGCAUCGCCGAUGUCACCAGGGUCUCGCUCGCUGAGUGGCCAGCUCUUCGUGCAGCUCAACUGGCAGCGCGCAACCUACUAUGCGCAGCAGGUGCUGGAGGGGGGCAGGCGACACACGGCGGCGAGGAACUCGGAGGCCAAGAGCGACCAAUAGAGAUGAUGACGAUGCAGAUCUGCUCGGCGAGGAUGAGUCCAAGGAGCUCGAGGUUAGGCAGAUGCGCACGGCCGAGACCGUCGACCCGAGCGACCUGGAGGGGCUGGAGGCCCUCCUCACCAAUAAGUUCGAGGCCAAGACGGUCAAGCGUCUUAAGGUCUCAGCCGAUGCGAAUGAUAUUUGGGUUUCCGCGUCUGCACACAAUGCGUCCCCCCCAGCCCGUUCAGCGGCAGCUGUAGCAGCAAGCACGGCUGAGAGUUGAGCUUUAGCUUUGCCGGUAUCACGAGUUGGUCACCGCCUUGCGAAUGAUGG